This is a messenger RNA of Linnemannia hyalina, 1110 nucleotides long. The record is from the annotation of a GenBank genome assembly. NCBI's taxonomy places the organism in Eukaryota, Fungi, Mortierellomycota, Mortierellomycetes, Mortierellales, Mortierellaceae.
AUGACAAACGACAUGCUCAGGAAUAUGUACAAGGGGCGUCCACCACCACUGCCACCACACCUGGACGAUAACGACGACGACGACUCUACAGAAACAAACGACACCUUCGACUCUCUUUCCUCGUCCUUCCUCAACCCUUCUCCAGCUGUGCACCCUUCCAAGCUCAAGCAGACCGGCGGUAGAAGUGGAGGAGGUCCGUACAGUGGUGCUUCCAAUCGGUACGCAGCGCUGGAAUGGAAUGGCUUCUUUCAAGAGAAGCGGUCAGUGACAGUGCCGGGCAAUGAGGCUGAAGGCGAAGCGGAUAUUACUUUCAACGUGUACGAGACAAAGGGCAAGGCUGGGGCACCUGUGUUUGUGAUGCAUCAUGGUGCUGGACUUGCCGCGUUGUCCUUUGCGUUGACGGCUAGAGAGAUCAACAAGCUUGUUGGAGAUGGAGCUGGUCUACUAAGCUUUGAUGCGCGAGGACAUGGAGAAACAACGUCAGGAGAUGAACACAACUUGUCGCUGGACCGACUCGCCAAGGACCUCGAGAAUGUGAUUUUCGCCGUCUAUGGUCAGCACCUUCCGGACAUUAUCCUUGUGGGACACAGCAUGGGCGGAGCUGUGGUAUCGGAGGCAGCGUCGCGAGGAACGAUCCCCAACCUGAUUGGCGUCGCGGUGCUGGAUAUCGUCGAAGGCGUUGCUAUUGAAACAUUGACCUACCUGAAUGGAUGGAUUGAACGCAGGCCAGUCAACUUUCGAUCGCUUGACAAGGUCAUUCAAUGGAGGUUCGUCAAUGUCUAUUCCUUCGAGAUGAGUAACCCAUGCUAUGGUUGGCGGACAGACCUGGCAGCGUCUGAGCAGUACUGGAAGGGAUGGUUUACGGGAUUGACAGAAAAGUUCCUUUCGUGCAAGGCGGGCAAGCUGUUGGUCCUUGCAGGGACGGAUCGGCUGGACAAGGAUAUGACGAUUGCACAGAUGCAGGGCAAGUUCCAGAUGCUUGUCUUUCCAAAUUCUGGCCAUUGUGUUCAAGAAGAUGACCCUGAGCGAAUGGCGAGGGAGUUGGUCGCGUUCUGGAAGCGGAACGAGAGACUUAUCCUGCCGCCCAAACCGCAUUCUUUUCACGCGUAG